Molecule: messenger RNA, 703 nt
Organism: Andrographis paniculata
Lineage: Eukaryota; Viridiplantae; Streptophyta; Magnoliopsida; Lamiales; Acanthaceae
Product: thioredoxin H-type 1-like
Exons: 3
Coding region: 105-449 (114 amino acids)
Molecular function (GO): protein-disulfide reductase activity
Source: RefSeq, a predicted model, not a curated record
UUCGUGAUAAUCUCCAUCGUCUAUAUAAGGCAUGUCGCUAGUCGAGGUCGCCGCAACAAUCUGCAAUUUGAGUAUUCUUGUUUAGGAAGAAAGGGGAGACGAAAAUGGCGGUUUCGGAGGAGGGGCAAGUGAUCAGCUGCCAUUCGGCGGACGAGUGGAAGCAUCAGUUUGACAAAGGCGUCAGCGAUAAGAAACUGGUGGUGAUAGAUUUCACUGCUUCGUGGUGUGGGCCGUGCCGUUUCAUUGCUCCAAUUUUUGCUGAAAUUGCCAAAAAGACACCCCAUGUUGUAUUCUUGAAAGUGGAUGUCGAUGAGCUUAAGCAAUUCAAAAUAGAAGCAAUGCCCACAUUUGUGUUCAUAAAGGGAGGGGAAGAAGUGGACAGGCUUGUUGGUGCUAAGAAGGAAGAUCUGCAAGCCAAAGUUGCCCAACAUGGUGCUAUCAAUGUUUAAGGUUUUCUGAAGAUGUAACUACCUUCCUGCUUGUGCUUGUAAUAAUCAUACCUCAUGUGGUGAAUAUAUAUAUAUACAUAUAUAUGUGUGUGUGUGCUCUGUUUUAUAUGGACAAUAUUAGUUAUGAGCAAUGUAGUAUCCUCUGGUAAUUUUGAUUGCUGGAAGCUCCAUUAUUUGUUAUGUGUAUCAUCAGUUCUGUACUAUGAAGUUAUCCUGUAAUAACUCAUUGUUUAGUUAAGCAUUAUUGGUCAGAA